Molecule: messenger RNA, 5823 nt
Organism: Daphnia pulex (common water flea)
Lineage: Eukaryota; Metazoa; Arthropoda; Branchiopoda; Diplostraca; Daphniidae
Product: glycogen debranching enzyme-like
Exons: 19
Coding region: 537-5501 (1654 amino acids)
Biological process (GO): glycogen biosynthetic process; glycogen catabolic process
Molecular function (GO): 4-alpha-glucanotransferase activity; amylo-alpha-1,6-glucosidase activity
Source: RefSeq, a predicted model, not a curated record
GAGUUCCAAAAAGUGAUCACGAGCCCGAUGUGCUUUAGCCAGGUCGGAUGUCAUCAUGCACUUAAAAAGCUGGGAUGAUAUGAAAGAAAUGGGAGACGGUGCAGCGUUUUGCGACAACCACACAAGCGCUGAGCGUGAAGCGGACAGGUUUCUCGCGUCAGCCAAGUCACAUCAAGGUGACCUCUGGUUGUCAAGGCGACCGACUAUUUGAAGAGAAAAUUUGGUUUUCAUUUUUUUGGGGGAGCUCACAAGAGCGUAGAAUCUCGUCUCUUGAUUCUCGCAUGGCUAAUAAAGUGAAGUUUGUUUGUCACUGAAUACUGGAAUCAUGACCGCUCCUUCCUCGGGCUCACUUUGCUCUCUUCUGUUUUCUCGGUUACCGAAUUUGAAAAGAGAAUUGGAGCCGCCACUCUGAAUUGGAUCCUUUUUUAUUUUCUCCCUCCGUGUUGUCUGGCUCUUUUGGUUGUUGACUGUGUGUCUUCAGACGAGCUUUUGGCAAGUUUCAUGUCGUCAUUAAGCUGGCUAUAUAAGAAGGUUUGAUGCUUUUGAUUCAGGAGUCCAGUGAUAGCUGCCCUGCCACUCAGUCCAGGUCUCAAUAUUUAGGAACGUGGAAUUUUCUUCGCCAAGUCGGCUCUUCUUUUCGCCAAUUUCUACUCGGCCGACCCAGUCGUCGCCGUUGUCGUGAAACUACCAGCAAAAACAGCAGUAUCAGUAGUAAAUCUACCAUAAUGACGGUGGCGUCAGAGAGAUCAGAACGAUCAGAGAGAUCCAUUGGAGGAAGUGGAAGCAAUCGAACUGUGACGGGUCCAGUUCAGACCCGCGUUUUGUUGCUCAACGAUGGCGAUAAUACGGAGCAUAUCCUUUAUCGACUCCAAAAAGGCUGGAAGCUUCAGUUCCGUCUAGGGCCAUCGUUGCUAGGCAGAAGGAUUCGCCUGUACGUGAACCACCCGGUAGCGGAUGAAGAUGGAAAUGUAGAAUUCUUCGAGCGGACUCAAUAUCGUCAAGUUGAGUGGCAACAUGAUAGUCGCAACAAGGACGACGACACUGCCGUUUAUGCCGACAUCCCGACCAUCGCACCCGGAUCUUAUCACUAUUAUUUGAUCGAUCAUGAAAGCGAGGAUCCGAAACCCUGCGGUUCCGGCUUCUUCCUCGUCGAUCCCGUUCUCACCUACGGCUAUGACGACGAGAUCUUGCCAAUUGACUGUAUUCAUUGCCAAACGGUCCUCACCAAAUGUCUGGGUCCAUUCAGCCAAUGGGAGGAUCGACUCAGAGUUGCCAAAGAAUCCGGUUACAAUCUCAUUCAUUUUACUCCAGUUCAGGAAUUGGGGGGCUCAAUGUCUUGCUACUCCCUAAAGGAUCAGCAUCGUUUCAAUCCCAUGUACUACGAUGAAGGACGAGAGUAUACCAUGGAGGAUGUGGCCAAAUUGGUCCAAAAAAUGCGCAACGAAUGGAAGAUUCUCAGUAUCAGCGACAUCGUCUUGAAUCACACCGCCAACGACAGCCCAUGGCUACAAGAGCAUCCGGAGAGCACUUACAAUCUCAUCAAUUCGCCUCACUUACGCCCUGCUUACUUAUUCGAUCGACUCCUCCAUUACUUGGCCGUCGAUAUUGGAGCUGGUAAAUACAACGAUCGAGGCAUUGAUACUAGCAUCACCAACGAAGAUCAAAUUGAGAAUAUCGGUCGACUGUUGCGAGAACAACAAAUCCCGUCGCUUCGCCUGCAUGAAUUCUUCCUUGCCGAUGUGGAAGCUUUGGUUGCCGAAUUCCUGGAAAUGAUGGACGAACGUUUGGCCCUGAAUGAAAUCCCAGCUCUUUGUGCAUCCGUCUCAUUGAAGCUCAUCCAGGAUCCUCAGUACCGACGUUUCAAGACAACUGUGGACAUGGAUACGGCUUUGGAUUUAUAUAAUACUCCCAGGAGCGAAGCCUACGACGAAGAGACUCGUCGUCGAAUCAGCGCCGACAAAUUCCGUUCGGCAAUUGAGCAAUUGAAUGGCGCCAAGUAUAACGAGAUUGAGAGCCAUUUGUCAUCGGCCGUGAACAACAUUCUUUCCGCCGUUCGCUACGAGAGGCUCCAAUGGGAUGGCCCGAAACUGAAACAAGUGUCUGCCCAGCAGCCAUUAGUUACUCCAUAUUUCUACAAAACGACUACGCACACUUUAGCCGAAGAGGAGGCAAUUAUGUUCACUCCCGAAGCAGCUUUUAUCAUGGCUCACAAUGGUUGGGUGAUGAACGACGAUCCCCUACGUAACUUUGCUGAACAGGGCUCAAACAUCUACAUCCGUCGAGAGCUUAUCGCUUGGGGCGACAGCGUGAAAUUGCGCUAUGGAGAAAGGCCGGAAGAUUCCCCUUACCUGUGGGAACACAUGCGUCAGUACACCGAAGAAACGGCCAGCGUGUUCCAUGGCAUCCGUUUGGACAAUUGCCAUUCAACCCCCAUUCACGUUGCCCAGUAUUUGCUGGAUGCCGCUAGGAAAGUGCGCCCGGAUCUCUAUGUCAUCGCCGAACUGUUCACUAACUCUGAUCGCACUGACAACAUCUUUGUUAACCGUUUGGGCAUUUCAUCCUUGAUCCGCGAGGGAAUGUCGGCUGGCAAUAGCCACGAACUCGGCAGACUGAUCCAUCGAUUCGGUGGUGAUCCUGUUGGAGCGUUCAUCCAGCCCUUGGCUCGUCCUCUCCAGCCAUCCAUCGCCCACGCCAUUUUGUUGGAUCAAUCGCAUGACAAUCCUUCGCCUGUUCAGAAGCGAUCCGUCUACGAUUUACUACCUAGUGCAGCCCUUAUCAGCAUGGCAUCGUGUGCCACCGGAAGCAAUCGUGGUUAUGACGAACUCGUUCCACAUCACAUUCAUGUGGUGAAGGAAAGCCGACUUUAUGCUACCAGCUCCGAGUUGCCGGGCCCAUCUAGCUCUUUGGAUUUUGGUAUCAUCAAGGCCAAACGUGCACUCAACGAUAUGCACUUGGAACUGGGCACUGCUGGCUAUUCGCAAGUCUAUGUCGAUCAAAUGACAACUGACGUGGUGGCUGUCACUCGUCACUGCCCAGUGACUCACCAGUCCAUUGUUCUGGUGGCUCAUACGGCAUUCAACCAUCCGGAUGAAGGCGCCCAGCAAGGAUAUAUAAAACCUCUAGUCCUGGAUGGACGCGUUGAAGAGGUGGUCUUAGAAGCUCAAGUUGUCCACAAAAACUUUAAUCAAGGAGGUUCCCGUUUCGUGUCUCCUAAUGGCCACAAACCGCAUCCUGGUCGGAUCAACGGUUGCGAUGAAUAUCAGUGCAAUGUCCGUCAACGAGUUAGAGUGGAAGAUUCGCAAAUGCUCAAACGGAUCAGCGAUGGUUCGUCGGAUGCAUCCGGCAAAACGGUUUUGCAUUUCCACGAUUUCUUCCCCGGCUCUGUUGUGGCCAUUAGAGUCAGUUUGACUUCAGAGGCUCAGUCGGCUGUUGUUCACCUUCGCAGUCUUCUCACUGGCUUGGCUCUUCCCAUCUUGCCUUCAACAGCCACAUCGCCAACGGUUCCCACCAGCGCCAACUUGGAAGACUUGCAACGAGCUCUUAGUUCCAUGACGCUGGUCGAUUUGAAUAUGGCACUUUAUCGCUGCCAUGAAGAGGAAGUGGAGGACGGCCGUCCCGGUUCCUACGUAAUACCAGGCAGCGGUCCAUUCAACUACUGCGGUCUCCAGGGUGUCAUGUCUCUACUGAGUGACAUUAGACCCAAAAAUGAUCUGGGCCACCCAUUGUGCGCCAAUCUGAGAGAAGGCGAUUGGCUGUCGGCUUACGUUGGCAAUCGACUUAUGCAGCAUACAGGAACGGCCGAGUUGGGACGUUGGUUGGAAACUGCAUUGAGCCCAUUAAGUAACCUGCCCCGGUUCCUGGUUCCUUGCUACUUUGAUGCCGUCAUUACAGGAACGUAUCUAGUUCUUCUGGAACGAGCCUGGUCGCUCAUGUCGAAAUUUGUCAACGAAAGUUCUACUUUUGUUAAAGCUCUGGCUUUAGGAUCCGUUCAAUUUGUCGGCCUAAUGGGCAAUGCUCGAUUGCCCGAAUUGUCGCCAUCUUUGGCACCACCUGUGCCCCCCAUCCGGAUUAGAAAUGGCCAGCAGGAACAAGCUUGCGCCACCAUCUCCGCUGGUCUUCCUCACUUUUCGGUCGGUUACAUGCGCAAUUGGGGAAGAGAUACGUUCAUCUCGUUGCGUGGUCUUCUGUUGUUGACUGGUCGUUACCAGGAAGCACGCUACAUCAUUCUGGCAUUUGGAGGUUGUCUCCGCCACGGUUUGAUUCCAAACCUGUUGGAUGGCGGUUCCAAAGCUCGUUUCAAUUGCCGUGACGCGAUUUGGUGGUGGUUGCAAUCCAUUUGCGAUUAUUGCCGUCUGGCUCCCAGGGGUCACACGAUCUUGGACGACGCCGUUACCCGUCUCUUCCCUGAUGAUGAAUCGCCUCCGUUGCCAGCUGGAGCCAAAAAUCAGCCGCUGUGCGACGUGAUGCAAGAAGCCCUUCAACGCCAUUUCCAGGGUGUAGAAUUCCGCGAACGUAAUGCUGGAUUCGCCAUCGAUCGCGAAAUGUUGGAUGCAGGCUUCAACAAUAAGGUCGGCGUCAGCGUCGAAACUGGAUUUGUUUUCGGUGGCAACGCCCAUAAUUGCGGAACUUGGAUGGACAAGAUGGGAUCAAGCGCUAAGGCCGGUAACAAGGGAGAACCAGCAACUCCUCGUGACGGUUCUGCUGUUGAGAUCGUUGGCCUUUCUCGCUCCGUCGUUGGAUAUUUGUGGGAAUUGUUUACAGCUGGAACUUAUCCGUACGCCGGCGUCGAGCGGGUUAACGAAGACGGAACUAAGACUCGCUGGACUUACGACGAAUGGGCUCGUCAAAUUGAUCGCAACUUUGAGCGACAUUUCUGGAUUAAUGUCGAUCCAGAACCAACGGCCGAACCCCAUCCUGAGCUUAUCAAUCGUCGAGGCAUCUACAAAGAUUCUUAUAUGGCAUCCAAACCCUGGGCUGAUUAUCAAUUGAGACCUAACUUUGUGGUCGCCAUGGCUGUGGCUCCGACCAUGUUUACACCAUCGAGAGCAUGGCAAGCAUUACAAAUGGCUCUUCAGCACUUGUUAGGACCAUUGGGCAUGGCAACUUUGGACAAUUCUGAUUGGUCCUACCGACCAGAUUAUUGCAAUUCGGACGAAGGAGAUGAUCCCAGCACGGCUCACGGUUUCAACUACCACCAAGGACCCGAGUGGCUCUGGCCAGUUGGUUUCCUACUCCAAGCCAUGCUUUAUUUCGCUCCAUUGGUCGGCGGAGUCUCCGAACUCAGAAAAACCAUCCGCAAAGUCAAGUCUAUUUUAUCGCGCCACUUUGUCGAAAUUCAACAAUCGCCCUGGCGCUCACUUCCCGAGCUUACCAAUAAAAAUGGCAAAGUCUGUAAUGAUUCGAGUCCAGCUCAAGCCUGGUCUAUGGCCACCAUUCUCGAGGUUUUGCAUGAACUGGACAAUAUCGAACAUAAACAGAAACUAAGCAUCACCGCAUUGUGAACUUAGAAUUGUGAUUGAAUUCUUUUGUUGCCCCGGGGUCCUUAGUUGCUUUUCAGAAUUCGAAAUAUACGCAGUUCUAUUACUAGGGAAAAAGAAGAAGAGAGUAGUUUAAACUUAUGUUUCCCACCUUCAGCCGCACCCGUACAUUAUAUUAUUAGCGUUUUCCCACUUCAGCGCAUGUGUUGUUCUUCCACAAUUUUAAAAACAUUUUUUGUCGAUUUAAUUAUGUUUGUUAUUCACUUGGUGGAGAAUUCUAUUAUGCCGCUUUCCAAAAGCAGUGUUGUAAUUUGUAGCAAUACACGGCGUCAUGCCUGCUAGUGAA